Molecule: messenger RNA, 1191 nt
Organism: Leptosia nina
Lineage: Eukaryota; Metazoa; Arthropoda; Insecta; Lepidoptera; Pieridae
Source: the annotation of a GenBank genome assembly
AUGUCACGCAAGAGGAACCGAAUGGAAAACGAAAACGGAAUGACUUCUAAAUUAGAAGACGGUGAUGGUCCAAAUGGUAGCGAUACGAGUUUUUGCAGCACCAAGAGUCAAGCAGUUCCUGACAUUGGACAGUCACUAUGCACAGAGGCACCGUACAGUACGGACCCGGCAGCCGUGGCGGAGCUCGAGCGAUGUCAUUACGGACGAAUUCCGAGGGCGGAGGCGCUCGCCGGGACUGCCUCGCGAAGAGUCCGCGUCUACGCAGAUGGCAUCUACGACAUGUUCCACCAAGGCCACGCCUUGCAGUUACAGCAGGCGAAGGCGGUCUUCCCUAAUGUAUACCUUAUCGUCGGAGUAUGCAGUGAUGCACUCACACACAGCAGAAAAGGUCGCACAGUGAUGACAGAGGAUGAGAGAUACGAAGCGGUGAGGCACUGCAGAUACGUCGACGAGGUGAUCCGCGACGCGCCCUGGGAGUACGAGGAGGACUUUUUAGAGAAGCACAAAAUAGACUUCGUCGCGCACGACGACAUACCGUACACAUCGGAAAAUUGCGAAGACAUUUACGCCAUGAUUAAGUCCAAGGAUAUGUUCGUAGCCACACAGAGGACGGAAGGUGUAUCCACAUCAGAUAUAGUAGCGCGGAUCGUAAGGGACUAUGACAUGUACGUGAGGCGAAACCUCGCCCGAGGAUACUCCGCGAAAGAGCUGAACGUUUCCUUCCUCAACGAGAAGAAGUUCCGUCUGCAGAACAAAAUGGACGAAUUGAAAGAUAAGGGCAAAAAGGUGAUGACAAACAUAGGAGAAAAACGAGUGGAUAUCCUAACUAAAUGGGAGGAGAAGUCCCGCGAGCUGAUUGAUGCGUUCUUACUGCUCUUCGGUCCGGAUGGAAGGCUGUCCAAUAUCUGGAACGAGUCAAAGGGUCGGCUAAUGCAAGCGUUGAGCCAACCACCGUCGCCUCGGUCUUCACCCCCACCCAGCGAGAAUGGAGAUCACCACGAUACGCACAGAAGUUCUGAAUCCCCGCCGCCGUCCAAGGCGCGCCGCUGCGACACCGUAUGGGAGCAGCAUGCAGAUGCAUCGAGCUCUGACGGUCUUGGUGAAUCGGAAGAGGCAGCACAGCGUCAGCUGACGGACGACGGAUCGGACAGCGACGACGAUUUCCAAGACCCCAGCCCUUACCUCACCUAG